Messenger RNA from Staurois parvus, 297 nucleotides. Lineage: Eukaryota; Metazoa; Chordata; Amphibia; Anura; Ranidae. The record is from the annotation of a GenBank genome assembly.
GAAUCAUUUCGCCUUCUCUCUGGCUGCAUUCUUGCAGCCAUUGAGAAAUACUGUGUGAGCUGUGAUUGGUCACAACUUGUCACAUGGUACAAGGCUGUUGUGAAUGGCCCUGUACCAUGUGACCUCUGUGAUCAUUCACAGAUUUCAAACGUAGUAAGCAAUGAUGUCAGAAGUGACAUCUUGCUUACACCUGUUUAUGGCCAAUCAGUGAUCACAUGAUCGGGACCUCACACAGAGGUUCCAUACAGCGGCUCCCAGUGAGCGCACACAGUCCAAAACGGUGGGCGUCGUUUAUGA